Sinocyclocheilus grahami is the source of this 1575-nucleotide messenger RNA. RefSeq names its product aspartate beta-hydroxylase domain-containing protein 2-like. Bases 348 to 1412 code for a protein of 354 amino acids. Lineage: Eukaryota; Metazoa; Chordata; Actinopteri; Cypriniformes; Cyprinidae. Gene Ontology annotation, cellular component: membrane. The transcript has 6 exons. The record is from RefSeq and is a predicted model, not a curated record.
ACGUAGGCUCGCAUAGGAGCUGUCCAGCGUCUCGGUGCUGAAACUUGCCCCUUCGGCUCUCGGCUAACAGCAAGAAGGGGUCAUACAAUUCUCAAAUAGGGCUUAACAACCCAGUAACGAGGGCCUGGUUGAUUCAGAUGCGUCAGUACAUGGACAAAGGUAAUAAAAACAUCUUCGUUCUGUUCCGUAAAGAAGGAGGAGUCGUUCUUCCAGCCUUACGGAAGCAAAGAAUGCGGAAUCUACUGUAUUUGCAGGGCUGCAGAUAAACAGAGGAAGGGACGUGGUGAGAACGACGGGGGAAAGAGAGACUGAGUAAGACGUGGAGAAACGCUCACUCUCUCAGCAUUAUGCCCUGGUCUCUGGACUUGGUGCCGCUUCCCCCAUGUGCGUUGCUGGGUGGUCCCCCCCUCAGCGGGCUCCUCUGGACCGUCCUCCUCCUCUUCCUCUGGUACUGUUACCGCGUGGGUUCUGACCCACCAUCCCAUUCUGGCAUGUUGAAAAGUGGCUCCGGGCGGUCUUCGUUCUCUCGGUCAUCCAGCCGUUUCCCGGUUGACCCCAGACACUCUGCGCCUAAAGCAUCUGCGGCUAUCACCAUGGAGACGGUGGAGGAAGAGGAGGGCACAGAGAGCUACCUGACACCGGUGUUGAGCCAUGCCCCGUUCCCCACUGAGGCUGCAGCGGAAAGCAGGAAGUUGUAUAGAGCACUACAAGAGUAUGCCAAGCGCUACAGUUGGGCUGGCAUGGGGCGAAUUCACAAGGGCCUGCGCAAUCAGGCCAGGAUCAAUGAUCGGCCAUCCAUUCAGAAGCCUCAUCUCUUCUACCUCCCAGAUGUUCCCAGCAUACCUUUCUUUCCCAGGGAUGCUCAUCGUCAUGACAUUGAGGUUCUGGAGGCCAGCUAUCCCAUAAUCCUUGCUGAGUUCCAAGCUGUGUACCAGAGGGGGAUUGAUACAAAGCUAGGGUGGAGCUACCAAGGACCAAAGGGCCAGACAGUGUUCCCGCUCUAUAAUGCUGGAGUGUGUGUGGCCAGCAACUGCCGUGCUUGUCCGUGUACAUACCGAACCCUCCUCUCUCUCAGAACCUUCAUCAGCAGUAACUCUCUGGGAUCAGCUGGCUUCUGGUUCCUGGGUCCUGGGGCCACAUUGGGAGGGGCCUAUGGCCCUACAAACACACGUCUGCGCUGCCAUCUGGGUCUUCAGACGCCUGCUCAGUGUGAGCUGGUGGUGGGUGGAGAGCCUCAGUGUUGGUCAGAGGGACACUGCCUCCUUGUGGAUGACUCCUUCCUGCACACCAUCUCACAUAAUGGGGGAGCUGAAGACGGUCCCAGAGUUAUCUUCAGUGUGGACCUGUGGCAUCCUAACGUGGCUGCAGCAGAGAGACAGGCUCUAGACUACAUCUUUGCCCCUGAGCAGUAAUUCUAGCUGUAUUUCCCAGGAUGCACCAGUCAAACCCACUUCAUGUCAUAUUAAAAUGCAGAAAAUGUUGUUUUAAAGUUGGCAAAACAUCUUUUGGUUUAGUUAAAAGUUCACACUGAGGAUAUUUAUCAUUUAAUUACUACAUACUUUUAUGUCUGACUCU